This is a messenger RNA of Mus pahari (shrew mouse), 2225 nucleotides long. It is a transcript of the gene Tmem144, whose product is annotated as transmembrane protein 144. Gene Ontology annotation, cellular component: membrane. Gene Ontology annotation, biological process: carbohydrate transmembrane transport. The record is from RefSeq and is a predicted model, not a curated record. The coding region runs from base 277 to 1323 and encodes 348 amino acids. Gene Ontology annotation, molecular function: carbohydrate transmembrane transporter activity. The transcript has 12 exons. Lineage: Eukaryota; Metazoa; Chordata; Mammalia; Rodentia; Muridae.
UAAAACUUUAAAGUAGAAGGGAGAAAAAGCAGAUAUACCAGUAAUGAAACGAAAGUAGUAAAUUUUUUAGAAAGAAUGAAUGUAGCUUAAUAAAAUUUUAAGUGGAUACUUAACACGUAAACCUUAGAAUACUUGGACUUGAGACUUUCCACAGAAUGUUGAAAGCUUUUGCCUUGGAGAAAUGUGAACUAUUUCGAUAGCUGCUGCCUGGCUAAGAAUCUCCUGUAAAAACACAGAUUGAAAGUGAGACGGGCUGCUGUCUGCUAUCCUGCAACCAUGAGCAGUAAUGCAACAGACCUCACCACCGGCUACCUCUCCUCUGCUGCGGCAAUCCUCCUGUUUGGCUCCAACUUUGUACCACUUAAAAAAUAUGACACUGGUGAUGGGAUGUUCCUUCAGUGGGUUCUCUGUGCUGCCAUUUGGUUGGUUGCCUUGGUGGUCAACUUGAUACUGCACUGCCCUAAAUUCUGGCCAUUUGCGAUGCUUGGUGGCUGCAUUUGGGCAACAGGGAACAUGGCUGUCGUUCCAAUUAUCAAAACCAUCGGUUUGGGUCUUGGAAUCUUAAUCUGGGGAUCAUUUAACACCUUAACUGGCUGGGCAAGCUCAAGGUUUGGCUGGUUUGGGAUGGAUGCAGAAGAAGUGUCCAGGCCAAUGCUGAAUUACUUUGGAGCUGGGCUGUCAGUAGUAAGUGCGCUCACGUUUUUGUUCAUCAAAAGUGAAAUUCCGAAUAGCCCAGGCAGCUCGGACACAACACCACUGAUGACAGAGCCUGCGAUCAACGGAACCGAAGACCCGAGGGCCGAUUCCUCCUGGGUGGAUAGACUUUCUACCACGUACCGCCGCAUCGUGGGCUGCAGCCUUGCGGUAGUAUCUGGAAUACUCUAUGGAUCUACAUUUGUGCCAAUCAUUUACAUCAAGGAUCACAGCAGAAGAAAUGACAGUGUGUACGCAGGUGCUAGCCAGUAUGAUUUAGACUACAUGUUCGCACACUCCAGCGGCAUCUUUCUUACAAGUACAGUCUACUUUGUGGCCUACUGUGUGGCCAUGAAAAAUCGGCCAAAGCUCUAUCCAGAGGCAGUCCUCCCAGGCUUCCUGUCAGGGAUGCUGUGGGCCAUCGCCACCUGCUGCUGGUUCAUCGCCAACCACUCACUAAGCGCUGUGAUCAGCUUCCCCAUCAUCACUGCUGGUCCUGGACUUAUUGCUGCACUUUGGGGGGUCCUCAUUUUCAAGGAAAUACAGGGUUUCCGAAACUACUUACUGAUGAUGCUCGCUUUCUGUGUCAUCUUGACUGGCGCCUUGUGCACCGCUUUUUCUAAAAUGUAGCUAUUCCCGGCAAGAGCAGCAGAGGGCAACCGAGGGCAGCAGCGGCUAGGAGAAGGGCCUCUGCCGCACACGCUAACACUGCGGACAGCUAAGCUGUGGCGGUGUGGGUCUCUGCCACUCUGGGAAUGAACAGAUAAAUGACUGUUUGCUGCACCAACGUGAGAAUGCGAAGAGAGACGGUGUUUCAGUUCAGCGUGUGUGAAAACUCCUUCCGAUGAGCUGUUAACGAAGGCUGGACCUUGCCAGGUGACUCAACGGCUCCUAUUCACCAGUGAUGGCUUCAUCAGUGUCUACUUAGUACUAUAAUCCAGAAAAUAGGAUGGAGUUUGUACAAAGGAAAUUACCAUCCCAAUUUAUAAUUUAUUAAUAAAGAGGAGCAAAAAUAAGUACUUUCUUGGUUGAGGGAAGUAACACACACAUACCUUAUGGAAUUUAAAUUCAAAGACAUUAGCCCCUUUGCUAAGAGCAAAUGUCAUAGUUGCUACCUGAAUGUUUAAAAUGCCAGUUCAUUAUUUUUGGCCAAAAAUUAUUACUUUAAUAUUUAUAUUGCCUGCCCUUCUUAGCUCAAAAUGUUUUGAUAAUUAUUCCAGAUAAAACGGAUCCUCAGAGAGCAAGUCACCACCACUCAUGUACAUGUGAUGUAAUGUAUACAUUCACAAGCGCACAUACAUGUGUUCAUGGUUACAGAUUUGGACACAUUCUUGAGUUGCUGAAAUAGCAGUUUUAGCUCAUCAAGUUCAACUUAAAGGAAACCAACUUGUUUGACUGCAGGACUAUUUUUUGUCCUUAAACACAGUUACUUAAAAGAUCAUUUUAACUGGAAGUAUUUCUUUUGGCCCUAUUUUAGCUGAUUUCCAGGAGACAAAAGAAUGUAGCAAGUGUACUGAAUUUAUUCUUUAAGG